Seminavis robusta is the source of this 2712-nucleotide messenger RNA. The record is from the annotation of a GenBank genome assembly. NCBI's taxonomy places the organism in Eukaryota, Bacillariophyta, Bacillariophyceae, Naviculales, Naviculaceae.
AUGAGCAGUAUCCAAGGGAAUUUGGCGAAGAUUCGCGCUCUCGAAAAGCACCGUGAAGAGCAGCGAGAGCGCAUGAACGAAUUGUUAGAAAAGAAGAAGAAUAUUGACGUAGAGAUAAAGGAAUUGGAGUUCAUCCUUGAGCAAAUGGACGAAAACUUGGAAUCGUUGGAGGAGCAGUGCAUUGCCCUACAAGUGCCACAACAGCAGCGACAACAGGAUGUGGAAAAAGAGCCUCCAAGAAAUUCCAAUGGAAAUAGAACAUCACGAGAGGACCUGUUGUCCUCGACGCAAGGACUCACUUUGAUCCAUUCGGAUGAGCAAUUGACGGAUCCACUCACCCAGCCACUGGCUCCUCCCAGUAGAAAUUCCGGAGCCCCUCGUGUGUCUUUGGAUGCCCCACCACGCCAUGAUGAUUAUUCUCCUAUCGAAGACGACAACGAAGAUGGCGGCAAAGCAACCCAUUUGGGUACAAGCAUCGCAUCAGCGGCCACAUCUAGAGUCAGCUUUGAACAGCUACAAAUCACUAAUAUUCCACCAAAGAAAAAGAAACCCGUUCCAAAGGGAAGUGGUACCCUGGAUCAUUUCUUGGCCCCGACUUCCAAACCAGCGGCUCUUCCCACGCCGCCCUCCUCGGGACCAAGAGAGGCGUCUGCAAAUAGAAACGCGACAGUGAACCCCGCCUCGGCACAUGCCUCCACAAAACAAUACAGUCACUCCAACUUUCCUUGGUCGGCGCACAUAAAAGAACUUCUGCAGAAUAGUUUCCGCAUAAAGCAGUUUCGGCAGCAUCAAGAAGAAGUCAUCAAUUGCACAUUGUCUGGGAAGGAUGUGUUUGUAUUGAUGCGCACUGGGGGUGGCAAAAGCUUGACGUAUCAACUCCCAGCGCUUUUGGAAGGAAGAGGUCCAAGCAGGAAGGUCACCUUGGUCAUUUCUCCUCUUCUCUCCUUGAUAAAGGACCAGGAAGAUCAAAUGAAUCAGUUUGCACCUGGAAGCGCUGUGAGCUUCACUAGCAACCUUCCUGGCGGCCAAGCCGAACACACCCGCCGCUGGAAUCAGGUGCGAGAUCCACAGAGUGGAGUAUGCUUGAUUCUUGUCACGCCGGAGAAGGUUCACAAGUCCAACAAACUCAAGAGCGAACUGCAAAAGCUGUAUCAACAAAAUCGAUUGGGAAGAUUUGUGGUGGAUGAAGCCCACUGUAGCUCGAAUUGGGGACAUGACUUUAGAACUGAUUAUGGGAAACUUGGGAUCCUUCGAGCCACGUUCAAAGAAGUCCCAAUCUUGGCAGUUACUGCGACGGCAUCCGAGCGUGUCAGACAUGAUGUCUGUGAUAUAUUGCAGAUCUCUCGGCAGUGCUGCUUCUUCAGGAGCUCAGCCGACCGUCCUAAUCUGAAGUAUCAAGUAAGAGUCAAGGGGUCUGCCAGCGAAUGUUUGGACAACAUGGCGGCGUUCAUACACGAUAAGCACCCUGGGGAGCCUGGAAUUAUUUACACUCUGUCGAGGAAGGAUGCAGACACAGUCGCCGACGAACUUUGCGAUCGUGGGAUCGUUGCAGAAUCCUAUCAUAGCGAUGUCAAUCCAACAAAGAAGGAUAUGAUUCAUCAAAGCUGGAUGAGGAACGACACACAGGUGGUGGUAGCAACAAUAGCCUUCGGGCUCGGAAUCAACCACGCGAAUGUCCGCUUCGUCCUUCAUCACUCCAUCUCCAAGACUUUGGAAGCGUACUACCAAGAAUCGGGCCGGGCCGGUCGUGACGGCAACCCAGCCGACUGUGUUUUGUACUUCAAUCCGAAGGAUGCAAUAAGAAUGAUUCAGUUGAUGCAUGGAGAAGGAAACGCAGCGCAAGGAUUUUUUUGGCAAAUGGUGCGGUACGCCCAGGAAGGAUCGGGUGAUUCUGUUUGUCGUUCCGUAAUUCUGAGUGCAUUAGGUGAGGAUGCGGUAGACCUUGAGACGGCCCGGCGAAAGGAUCAGGAGACUGGUACUGCUUUGGUUGAGCGGCGGGAUGUGGGGAAGCACGCCAAAACCGUCACGGAGGUAUUGAAUUCGAAGUUGAAUCAGGGAGAGCAUGUAUCCAUGAGCUCGCUUGUGAAAGAUUGGAGAGCUAAAGGGGACAAUGCACUGCCGUGUGUACAGGAGAAUCCUCCGGCGCCUGAGUUGAGUCCAGAUGAUUGCGAGCGUAUUAUCAUCGGCCUUCUGGUGGAGCGUGUGUUCCAAACGCGAGUGUUUUUCAAUGCAUACGGUUCGAAUGUCUACUUCGAACUCGGACAAUACGGACGGAACAUGCUUUCCUCCAGAGACCCCCACGUGACUCUUGCCUUUCCAGCGCGGUCGGCCGGUAAGAAGAGCACAGGAACUGCCAAGAAGGCGGCGCGCAAGGACAAGGAUGGCUGGAUCACCAAGAAGGCAAGCAAAAAGCCUGCAAAGGGCACAACCAACACAAAGAAGAAAGCCACCACGAAAAAGUCGACGACCAGGAAACGCAAACAGUCGACCACCUCCAAAGGCAGGGCCCCCAAGAAAACCAAGCCCAACGCCUCAAACGAAGUAAUCGAGCUAUCCUCUUCGGAUGACGAAUCGGCAGUCGAAAUGAAACCAUCCGCCGUUGUUUCGAGCAGGGUGUCGUUGCCGAGGGCAGCUCGUGGCAGCACUGCAGCUGCCUCUAUUUGGGAAGAUUCUCCGGACAACAGUGAUGGGGAGUGCGAGUUCGACGGUUAG